Messenger RNA from Euleptes europaea (tarantolino), 1238 nucleotides. It is a transcript of the gene DPAGT1, whose product is annotated as dolichyl-phosphate N-acetylglucosaminephosphotransferase 1. Gene Ontology annotation, cellular component: membrane. The record is from RefSeq and is a predicted model, not a curated record. NCBI's taxonomy places the organism in Eukaryota, Metazoa, Chordata, Lepidosauria, Squamata, Sphaerodactylidae. Gene Ontology annotation, molecular function: UDP-N-acetylglucosamine-dolichyl-phosphate N-acetylglucosaminephosphotransferase activity. The transcript is spliced from 9 exons. Gene Ontology annotation, biological process: protein N-linked glycosylation; dolichol-linked oligosaccharide biosynthetic process. Bases 1 to 1221 code for a protein of 406 amino acids.
AUGUGGCCCCUGCCGGCCGUGCCGCUGCUGAUCAACCUGCUGGGCUCGCUGGUGGGCCUGGUGGCGACGGUGACGCUCAUCCCCGCCUUCAGGGAGCACUUCGUGGCCGCCCGGCUGUGCGGCCUCGACCUCAACAAGGCCUCCCGGCAGCCCGUCCCGGAAUCCCAAGGGGUCAUCAGCGGCGCAGUGUUCCUGAUCAUUCUCUUCUGCUUCAUCCCGGUGCCCUUCCUGGGCUGCUUUGUGGAAGAGCAGUGCAAGGCCUUCCCGCACCAUGAGUUCGUGGCACUCAUCGGUUCUCUCCUGGCCAUCUGCUGCAUGAUCUUCUUGGGCUUUGCGGACGAUGUGCUCAACUUGCGCUGGCGACACAAGCUCCUCCUGCCCACCAUGGCCUCCUUGCCCCUGCUCAUGGUCUACUUCACCAAUUUUGGGAAUACCACCAUCGUGGUGCCCAAGCCAUUCCGGGUGUUGCUGGGCAUGCACCUAGACCUGGGCAUCCUGUAUUACGUGUACAUGGGCAUGCUGGCCGUAUUCUGCACCAAUGCCAUCAACAUUCUUGCUGGGAUAAACGGACUGGAGGCCGGGCAGUCGCUGGUGAUCGCUGCAUCCAUCAUCACUUUCAACAUCAUAGAAUUAAACGGGGACUACAGAGAUGACCACACUUUCUCUCUCUACUUUAUGAUUCCCUUUUUCUUUACCACAUUGGGGCUGCUAUAUCACAACUGGUACCCGUCCCGGGUGUUUGUGGGGGACACCUUCUGUUAUUUUGCUGGCAUGACCUUCGCUGUGGUGGGCAUCCUCGGGCAUUUCAGCAAGACCAUGCUGCUCUUCUUCAUCCCACAAGUGCUGAACUUCCUCUACUCCCUGCCUCAGCUCUUCCACGUCAUCCCCUGCCCACGCCACCGGGUGCCCAGAUUCAACCGGGAGACAGGCAAGCUAGAGAUGAGCUACUCCAGAUUCAAGCCCAAGAGUCUCUCUCCCUUGGGAGCCUCCAUCCUCAAGGUGUCUGAGCAUCUCCGCAUUGUCAAUGUACAUAAGGGUGUGGACAAAGACGGCGAAUAUGUGGAGUGCAGUAACAUGACUCUCAUUAACUUGGUGAUAAAGCUGAUCGGACCAACCCCUGAGAGAACCCUGACUAUUUUGCUGCUGCUGAUCCAGGUUGCCGGGAGCAUCGUUGCUUUUUCUAUCCGCUACCAGCUGGUGCGGCUCUUUUACGACAUCUGAGCCAUUCCCAUCCUCCU